Messenger RNA from Fonsecaea erecta, 1032 nucleotides. RefSeq lists its product as hypothetical. The transcript is spliced from 2 exons. NCBI's taxonomy places the organism in Eukaryota, Fungi, Ascomycota, Eurotiomycetes, Chaetothyriales, Herpotrichiellaceae. Bases 1 to 1032 code for a protein of 343 amino acids. The record is from RefSeq and is a predicted model, not a curated record. Gene Ontology annotation, cellular component: cytoplasm.
AUGCCACCGACUCUCCCAACUCGCCAAUUGGGCAAAGAUGGACCUCAAGUGACUGCUCUGGGAUUUGGUCUGAUGGGUUUGUCGAUCUUCUAUGGGAAAAAGCUGCCGGAUGACCAGAGGCUGAAGUUUUUGGACCACGUCUUCGAGUCAGGAGAGGCCUUUUGGGAUUCUUCUGAUGUGUAUGGAGAUAGCGAGGACUUGCUUGGCCAGUGGUUCAAGAAGACAGGCAACAGAAGCAAGAUCUUCUUGUGCACCAAGUUUGCCAACGUCCGGCAACCUGAUGGCACAUCAAAGGUCAUCAACGAUCCGGCAUAUAUUCGAGAGGCAUGUGCCAAAUCUCACAGGCGACUUGGACUAGAGCCGGGCGACGCCAUCGAUCUGUAUUAUUGCCAUCGUGUCGACCGGAACCAGCCGAUCGAGAUCACAGUGCGGACAAUGGCCGAGUUGAAGAAGGAAGGCAAGAUCCGCUAUCUCGGAUUGAGCGAGUGCUCUGCUGAAACGCUUCGACGAGCGUGCAAGGUGCACCACAUUGCUGCCGUCCAAGUCGAGUAUUCGCCAUUUUCCAUGGAUAUUGAGCACAACGACCUCCUGAAAACGUGUAGAGAACUGGGAGUCGCCGUGGUCGCCUAUUCGCCCUUCAGUCGUGGGUUUCUGACCGGCACGAUCAAGUCGCACGACGAUUUCGACCCGGAGGACCGACGCCGCAUGAUGCCCCGGUACUCGCAGGAGAACUUCCACAAGAACAUGGAAUUAGUGCACGCGAUUUCCAGCAUCGCGGAGAAGAAGAAAGUCACACCAGGUCAACUGACGCUGGCAUGGUUGAUGGCUCAGGGGGACGACAUUAUCCCUAUCCCCGGCACGACUAAAGCGAAGAACUUUGACGAGAAUAUGGCCAGUUUGCAGAUCAAGCUGACGCCGGAAGAAGAAAAAGAGAUCAGACAGAAGGUCGAGGCGGCGGAGAUCACGGGUGACCGGUAUCCUGCAGCCAUGACGAGGCAUCUGUACGCAGACACUGUCCCUCUACAGGAAUGA